Messenger RNA from Suhomyces tanzawaensis NRRL Y-17324, 2916 nucleotides. It is a transcript of the gene CHS2, whose product is annotated as chitin synthase I. Bases 1 to 2916 code for a protein of 971 amino acids. The record is from RefSeq and is a predicted model, not a curated record. Gene Ontology annotation, cellular component: cell periphery; cell septum. Gene Ontology annotation, molecular function: chitin synthase activity. NCBI's taxonomy places the organism in Eukaryota, Fungi, Ascomycota, Pichiomycetes, Serinales, Debaryomycetaceae. The transcript has a single exon.
AUGUCGUACCGUCCGUACCACCCCUCGCACUCGGACGAGUCCAUCAAUGAGUAUUUGAACCCCCACCAGCCGGGCCAACACGCGGGUGCCUACAACUACCACCACAACAACAGUUCGUCGUCAAUCAACUUCCAGCACCCCGAGCCAGCGUAUGCCCACCACACGGGACCCGAUCGCUCGGAGUACGAUGCCGCGCUGGGCUACUACAACCACCAGAGCCUCGAGCGUCCCUCCAACAUCUUCAACACCCUGCACAUCCAGCCGCCAAACUUGUCGCCCAUCAACACCCACAACGACCCGUUCGGCGACACCCACACCGAGCGGUACGAGAUGGGCGAGAUGCCGUCCAACUUCCACCACCACACGUUCGUGCCCCACGUCUACGACGACGAGGACGACGAGCGGGAGUUCGACCAGAAGAUCCAGUACAACCAGUUCGAGGGUGACCACUACGACUUGCAGACUGUGCAUGUGCCCGAGACGCCGCCCACGCCGCCAGCGGCGCCUGAGUUUGAGACCCCGUUCGGCGACGACGGCGAGUUUGCAGAGCCUCCCCCUGAGGAGCCAGUACGUGAAAAGCCCCAGAUCGGGAUUGCCUCGGGGUUGAAUGGACACUUGGUGUUGGACUGUCCCGUGGCCACCGAGUUGUUGACCAAGUUCCCCGACUACAACCCCAACCAGAAGGACGGCGGCUUGUCGCGUGAGUUCGCGUACAUGCGGUACACUGCAGUGACCUGCGGCCCGUCAAACUUCUACCGCGACGGCUACAUCUUGCGUCCUAUUCAUUACCCCAUGCCCCGCCAGACCGAGUUGAUGAUCGUCAUCACCAUGUACAACGAGGACGACAUCUUGUUGGCGCGCACCUUGAAGGGGGUGUUCAAGAACAUCAAGCACUUGGAAUCGCGCACCAAGCUGUCCACCUGGGGCAAGGACUCCUGGAAAAAGGUGGUGGUGUGCAUCGUCAGUGACGGGCGUUCCAAGAUCAACGAGCGCGCACAGGCGCUUUUGGCAGGCUUGGGGGUGUACCAGGAAGGGUUGGCCAAGAGUAGAGUCGACGACAAGAAGGUCCAGGCCCACAUCUACGAGUACACCGCGCGUGUGGGUAUUUCCAGUGUCGAGGACACCGUCAAGUUGACCACCGAGAAGAUCGUGCCUGUGCAGUUGUUGUUCUGCUUGAAGGAGAACAACGCCAAGAAGAUCAACUCCCACAGAUGGUGUUUCCAGGCGUUGGGCCAGGUGUUGGACCCCAAGAUCGUCAUCUUGUUGGACGCAGGAACCCAGCCAUCUGGUAAGGCGUUGUACCACUUGUGGAAGGAGUUCGACAGAGACGCCCAGGUGGCGGGUGCAUGUGGCGAGAUCAAGGCCUCGUUGUCGAAGAGACAGAUCCUCACCAACCCCAUUGUGUACGGCCAGAACUUCGAGUACAAGAUCUCCAACAUCUUGGACAAGCCCACCGAGUCGGUGUUCGGGUUCAUUUCGGUGUUGCCAGGUGCGUUUUCCGCCUACAGGUACGUCGCACUCCAGAACGACGUCAACGGCAAGGGACCCUUGGAGAAGUACUUCAAAGGUGAGUUCUUGCACGGCUCCGGGGAGCUCGACCCCAACGACGACGAGUACGAGUUGAAGAAAUUUGAAAUGAGAGAAGAGGCAGGUAUUUUCACCUCCAACAUGUACUUGGCCGAGGACAGAAUUCUCUGCUACGAGUUAGUGGCCAAACGUGGAUGUGCGUGGUUGUUGCGCUACUGCAAGGCUGCGCUGGCCGAAACCGACGUGCCCGAGAGCUUGUCGGAAUUCAUCUUGCAAAGAAGAAGAUGGUUGAACGGUUCGUUUUUCGCAGCCAUCUACUCGUUGGUCAAAUUCCCCAAGCUCUGGCACUCGUCGCACUCGUUCGGAAGAAAGCUCUUCCUCCACAUCGAGUUCUUCUACCAGUUCUUGAAUCUUGUGGUCUCGUGGUUUUCCAUCAGCUCCUACUUCUUGGUGUUCAGAAUUUUGACCACCUCGCUUGCCGACCCCGAUCUUGGUUUUGCCCCUGGUAAUGUGUUGUCAGCCAUUUUCUUAUGGUUAUAUUUGGCCUCCAUCGUCACCACUUUCGUGUUGAGUUUCGGAAACAAACCCAAGGGUACCGAGCGAUUUUACAUCGUCAUCGUGGUUUUCUUUGCAAUAUUGAUGGCUUACAUGGUGUUUGCGGCCAUUUUCAUGGCCGUCCAUUCGAUCCAGGAGAUUUACAAAAAUCACACCAAGAUUACAGUCGGUUUGUUCUUUGCAAACGCAGAAUUCAGAGAUUUGGUGGUGGCAACUUCAUCCACCUAUGCAUUGUACUUUUUGGCAUCCUUCCUCUACUUCGAACCAUGGCACAUGUUCACCUCCUUCGUGCAGUACAUUUUGUUAUCUCCAUCCUACAUCAACGUUUUGAACAUCUAUGCGUUCUGUAAUAUUGAUGAUGUUUCGUGGGGUACCAAGGGUGAUACUGGAGCAAAGGAUUUGGGUGCAGCUAAGGUCAGAGAAGAUGGUACUUUCGAUGUGAAAAUCCCCAUCUCCCAGGAAGAAAUCAACCAAUCUUAUUUGGAUCAAUUGGAAAAAAUCAAAAAUCCUGUUCCAGAGGACACUUCUCCUCAUGUCCAAAGUAAUGAGGAUUAUUAUGCAUUUGUGAGAUCCAUGACCGUUUUGGUUUGGAUCACAUCCAAUUUCAUUGUUAUUGCUUUGGUGUUGUUGACUGGUGGUUUGGACCAAUUUGUUAAGCAGGCUGAUGAGUCCCGAGUCCAGCAACAAAGAUCUAUUGUAUUUUUGACGGUGAUUUUAUGGAUGGUGGCAUUCAUGGCAUUGUUCAGAUUUGUGGGUUGCAUCUUGUAUUUGAUCCAAAGGUUUGGCAGAAGCUUCAGGGGAUCUGAUCACUCAACUGCCCCAUUGAAGCGGUGA